AUGCAUAAGAAGGUGGAGAUGUUGCAUUUCGGACCGCUUGGAACCAAUCUUUUCGUUCCGAUAUCUGUUAUGGAAAAUGAUGGAGAGGGCGGAGAUGUUGCAUUGCUCGGACCGCUUGGUACCAAUCUUUUCGUUCCGAUAUUUGCUCUGGAAAAUGAUGGAGAAGGUGGAGAUGUUGCAUUGUUCGGACCGCUUGGUACCAAUCUUUUCGUUCCAAUAUUUGCUCUGAAAAACGAUGGAGAAGGUAGAGAUGUUUCAUCGCUUACGACACUUGGAUCUACUCUCCUUGCUUCACCAUUUGGUACAUAAAAUGCUGGAAGUUGGAGAGAUUCCAUGUUGUUCGUACUGCUAAAAACUUUUUUAGCCACAUCGUAAUCAGAAGCAAAUGAAAUUAUAUCGCGAGUGGCUAAAGAUAAUGUUAGAAAAAUGAACUGAAGCACCACAACUCCAAAAAAUCCCUUCAUAUUUCGUUUUGGCUUCUCUUUGUUUUGUGGUGAAUUUUAUGAGUGAAAAUGCGAUGUAUUACAGGCUGAAUGAAGAUAUCUACGUUAUAGCAGGCUUUUUAAAUAAACAUAUGUAUUUAGUA
Arabidopsis lyrata subsp. lyrata is the source of this 586-nucleotide messenger RNA. RefSeq lists its product as uncharacterized. Lineage: Eukaryota; Viridiplantae; Streptophyta; Magnoliopsida; Brassicales; Brassicaceae. The record is from RefSeq and is a predicted model, not a curated record.